GACAUUGUUCGUUAAACUGGCGGCCAGUGCCGUGUUGUCUUCGGCCACGGGCAGUUCUCCCGCAACACGAGGCAACCUCAGUUUGCCAUCAUGUUCCACCGACGACGUUUGAAUGUUUUGCAGUACGUCUUACUUGGCAUUUUUUUCGGGUCGUCCGUCUACUUGUGGACCAACCGAAUGAAUUUAAACCGACAAUUCGCCCUUAAUUUGCUCCAAAAUAAGGAAACGGAAGAAGACACAAUUGAUAAAAAUGAUCUAGAAGAAUUCAUCGAUGAUAAUAACAGUGUUCAACCAAUUGCCGAUCCCUUGUCAGCCAACUUGUGUGGAGAAGCGGCAAUAGCCACUGUCGAGCCUGUCGGGAUCGAACCAUUUCCAGACUUCAAAUUUGAUGCAGAUGUAGAUGCCGAUUUGAAUCGAACGCUGGAUUGGCUAGAUUUGUGGAAUGACGAUGCCAAUUGUACUAAAUACGAAUCGCGAGUGCUUAAACCUGGUAGUAAUCCGCAAGUUGGUGCUUUAGUCUCAUUCCCUGGCAGUGGCAAUUCUUGGCUGCGUAUGUUGUUAGUGGGCAUUACAGGUAUGUUUAUCAGCUCAGUUUAUGCCGGUGAUGAUACCCAGUUCCAAUCCAAAGCUAACACGAGCUAUCAGAUUCCAGUUGACUGUGGAUGUACUCUGCUGCAAAAGACGCAUGACUUUUCACUGGACGCCGUGUUGUACAGUUUGCCUGAAGCGAAUCGAACUAAAACAUUGGAUGAAUUCAAUGGCAAAGGCAUUCUAAUUAUACGCAAUCCUUUCAAAGCUAUACGAUCCUAUCGUAAUUUUGAUUUCACCGGAAUGGUGGGAGCUGCACCAGAAAGUGCUUUCUCAGGCACAGGAUGGGAUAAUUUCGUGAGUCGAUCUGUGGCCGGCUGGGAAACUUUGGCGACCGUCUGGAUCCGUGGACUAAAACAGGGUGGCGUCAUUUACUAUGAGCUCUUACAUCGGGAAACUCGAUCGGAAAUGAAACGUCUGUUAAAGAUGCUCGGGUUGGGUUACGACAAAGAAAGGCUGGAGUGUGUUUUACGCCAUACGGCGGAUAAUUCAUUUAAACGCGAAUCUAAUCAGACAGCACAAACUGAGUUCCCAUACACUGCCAGCCAGAGAUUAUUAAUUCACAAGGCGAUAGAAAGCGUGCAACUUGUUUUGAAAGAACGGGGCUUGGAUCCACUUCCCAUUCAGUAUUACGACUACUUUAACAUUACUCCUGAAUACGGCAUUCCAACGUGAUUGUUCUUUGUUUACGACAUCCUUGUUAACAAAUAUGCAUGUCUUGUGGUAAUUAUCUUGCGCACAGAUAUUGCCGAUCUAUUUUGACGAAAAAUCCAAACAAAAAUGUUUAACUGCCUAAAGGAUUUGCCACCAUGAUUGUUGCCUAAUGCUUAACUUUCUGCGUUUUUAACGUACAGUAGGUCGAUUUAUCAGGAUGGAACUGAAGAAUAAUGACGUUUUCUUUCGCAAAAAAAUAUGAAUUAAGGCUGUGUUAAAAUGUA
This is a messenger RNA of Daphnia carinata, 1526 nucleotides long. RefSeq names its product sialate:O-sulfotransferase 2-like. Lineage: Eukaryota; Metazoa; Arthropoda; Branchiopoda; Diplostraca; Daphniidae. The transcript is spliced from 5 exons. The record is from RefSeq and is a predicted model, not a curated record. The coding region runs from base 91 to 1263 and encodes 390 amino acids. Gene Ontology annotation, molecular function: sulfotransferase activity.